Schistocerca cancellata (South American locust) is the source of this 9979-nucleotide messenger RNA. Its product is annotated as ras-related protein Rab-37-like. Lineage: Eukaryota; Metazoa; Arthropoda; Insecta; Orthoptera; Acrididae. Bases 71 to 775 code for a protein of 234 amino acids. The record is from RefSeq and is a predicted model, not a curated record. Gene Ontology annotation, molecular function: GTPase activity; GTP binding. Gene Ontology annotation, biological process: cellular response to insulin stimulus; neurotransmitter receptor transport to postsynaptic membrane; Golgi vesicle fusion to target membrane. The transcript is spliced from 7 exons. Gene Ontology annotation, cellular component: plasma membrane; synaptic vesicle; endosome.
AGUCUCGUCCGCUGGCGUCGCGCUGCUUGUCCGGAAGCACGAGCAGACCGCCAUGCCGCCUUAGGCCACCAUGUCAGAGCGACAAGUGCGUCACGUGGUGGUGACUCGCCGCAACUCGUCCAGCGGCCCGCCGUCAGCGCUGCCGCGCCCGCCACGGCCUGUCGAGGAACCACAGUUCGAUCUUGUCUGCAAGGUGAUGCUGCUGGGCGACUCCGGCGUGGGCAAGACGUGCCUGCUGGUGCGCUUCCGGGACGGCCGCUUCCUCAGCGGCAGCUUCAUCUCCACCGUGGGCAUCGACUUCCGGAACAAAGUGGUGACGGUGGACGGCAGCCGCGUGAAGCUGCAGAUCUGGGACACGGCGGGCCAGGAGCGUUUUCGCAGCGUCACGCAUGCCUACUACCGCGAUGCACACGCACUCCUGCUGCUGUACGAUGUGACGAACAAGACGAGCUUCGACAACAUUCGGGCGUGGCUGGGCGAGAUCCGCGAGUACGCCCAGGAUGACGUCGUCAUCAUGCUGCUGGGCAACAAGGCAGAUUGCGGCUCAGAUCGGUUGGUGAGGAAGGAGGAUGGUGAGCGGCUAGCACGAGAGUACAAUGUUGCCUUCAUGGAAACCUCCGCUAAGACUGGCCUCAAUGUAGAACUCAGCUUCCUGGCUGUUGCCAGGGAGCUGAAGGCACGCAAGAGUGGGAAUUCAGAUGCCAACAAGUUCAACGUACAAGAGUAUGUGCGAGAACAGGCACAGCGUGGCUCAUGCCCACCAUGCAACACGUGAGCUUUCAGGACUGUCGUCUCUGCUGUGUUAAGAAUGUUUUGUACCUGCUAGUGUGUUGCACAUGGACUGCUGUGUCAUCUACAACAGAUCUGAAUACUUAAGAUAAAAUGAUAUAUUAUGAAUAGCCUUCAUUCAGUUGAUUUUAUUAGUUCGUUGCAACAUCGUAAGUUACCAAGCCAUAAAAUUGCUAGUGUACUCUAUGCAAAUAUAAUGUCACUGAUAUUGAUAAUUGGGUACAUUUCCCAUGGAAGAAAAUAAAACUAAAAUCUUGAACACUGGCAAUGGAUGCCUCCAGUUACAUUUUGUCAAGGUAAUGCUGCUACACUCCAGCACAUUCUUUUAUGCAGAACUAUUGAUAUGAAAAUAAAAGAUACAGAGAUUGGAACAAUCUGUUUAACAUAUCAGUAACGUUUGUUUUCAUCAUAGAAUGUAAUGCUUAGUUACAGAAAAUAGUCUCAUUCGGUUUAAUAAAACUAUUUUUAUGCCUAUAAUCCUUCAAUCACAUCACUAAAAUUGGACCAAUUAUGUCCCACUAGAAUAAUGUUUGAAAUGCUGCAGGGUCAUUUAACUAAAACAACUUUCAAAUGAGUACUUCUUCUUUCAUAGUGAAUAACUGUACUGAGUAUUUUUGAUAAGCUAUUUAGCUUAGUGGGAAACACAUCCAAACAAUUAAGCUUAUUUCAACAUUAGUGAGGUUUUUAAAUACAAGCCCUUGACAUAAUUCAGUUUUUAAUUCAUUUCAGUUCAGAUGAAUCUCUUAUUUGUAACUAUACUCCUAUUUAUCCUCUUUUUGUUAAAGACAAUAGGAGUACUACUUUGGGGUGUUAUUUAAACUACUGAUUCCAUGCAUUAUUUUAAAAAUAAAACUUGUGAAGGCUCAGUGGGUAAUAGCUAUACAUGUUCCAUUUUCCAUAUUUCCAGGGAGAGUAUAUUUCAAAUUUUUCCACAAAUACAUUACAUUUUAUCUUUCAGAUACUAAACUCAAAGAGAUCUUCUCCCCCCACCCCCACCCCACAACUGCUCCCCCCUCCCAAAUCACCAUUUCUGAUACUUUGUGAAUUCAAAUAUAGUAUUCUCAAGCAGAGAUCAUUUCUCUGUCCACCAUCCCCCUCCUCCCACUGCUUGAUUAAAAACUAGUCUCAGCUGUUGCAAUAUACACACUGCCUUUUAUUACACCCUUUUAAUACUGACAUUAGCAAAUAGUACAUGCAGUUAUUAUUUAAUAUUGCUCUAAAAAUAUUUUAGCUAAACUAUGUCAGCUUAUACUCAUACGAAGCUCUUACCUUUGCUCCUGAAUUAUUAUUUCUCAUAGUUACUUUCAGUUAUGAGGUUUUAUGACUACUGUCUUCCACCACUCUUUAUGUUUCUUAUCCUAACAUUCAAAUGUAAAUAAUCAUAAAACUCACUGUAUUAUUCACAAUAAUUAUGGGCAUGCAAUGUUACUCAUUAUUUUCAUGUACACAGUGAGAUUUGAUCUCACUUGACAAUAAUGUUACCUUGGAGAUUCAUGGGACUUGCUUACUGUCUAAUUCUAGGGAACCAUGCAAAAGUUUCUGUCUUUGUUAAAACUGUGUGUUGUUUUCUCAGUAGGGGCUCUGAAAUAUACUGACUAAUGAAGCCACCUUCUUCUUAUGAAGGAAAUUUGUCAUACAAUCCACUAUCAUUUGGUAAUCAUGUCUGCACUUCCAUACUAACAAUUUAUUUCCCUGUAGUUAAAAGCUAUUUUUCUUUAUUACAUCUUUUGCCUGUGUUACACUUUUAACUUAUUCCAUUGUAACAGGAAUACCUUUUCCCUUAGAGCCAUUACUAGAUGCACUAAAUCAAAUGAAAAAGCGUAAAAUGAGGAUCUAGAAAAGUCCAUUAAUAUUGCCACAGAAAUGAAGCAGCUCAUACCAAAUUGAAGACAGUGCUCAGUGCAUAGUUCCAAGUCAAAAUGGUACUCUCUGUGGGCAUAAACUAGUGAUAACUGCCAGUUUAAGAAACUGCCAGCAAAUAUAUGAACAAAAUAGCCAUGUGGCACUAGUCCUUAGGGUACAUGGCUACUCUCUUAAUAUAUUUUCUUUAUGUAUAACAAAAUUAGACCAUAUCAAACAUAAAAACAUUAGUGAGGGUCAAGUGUAAAAUUAACUGACAAUUUCAAUUCUAAAAAUUUAAAAGAGUUCUACACAAACCAUUAAUCAUACAGGAACAAUUGAGACAGUGGCUGGAAAAAGGGAUAUAGACAGAAAUCAUGUUUUUGAGACACAGAGCUUUAAAAUUUUGUUUUCUGUUUACAAAAUUAUUUCAUUUAUACCCCACUAUAAUUCUUGCAUUCUGAGUUAAAUAUAAGCUUCCUUAUUAGAAUAAGUUCAGUUUCUUGACAUUUAAAUACUUAUUUCAUUAGAGCACGAGUCUUUAAAAAGCUUUCUCUGCCUAGCAAAUACUGUAAUAAUUGAUUAUGUAAUAAAAAACCUGUAAACAGAAAAUUAUUUGUGCAGAUAAUGCAAUUUAUUACUGAAGUUGAAAAUGAACACUCAUUUUAUAAAUAAUACUAUUGCCAACAAUAUACAAAUGUUAUCAGUUAAUACCUACAAGACAUGCAAAUCACCUUCAUUAUCAGAUAUACGUGCUUCUGGAGUAGCUGGGUAUCUUUACACUACAUAACUUUCAGUUCAAUCUUGCCUGGUCAGUGAACUGGCAUAAGUCUUGAACAUCCUUUAUCUCUGUUGCGUUUACCAACACUGGAGAACAAUCAUUACACUGAACUGAUUCAAGUGUUUGUAUGUCAGAUACACAAAAAAACAGAAAUGAACAUAACUUAGUGUGUAAGUUCCUGAAGCACAUAAUGUUCCAUCUGUUUUGUAUUGUAGCCAUACUCUGAAUUCAUCUAGAAAAAGGAGGCCUGUAGAAAGAACUUGCACAUUAAUCCAUUCCAGGCUCUGAUUAUAUCAGCAUCAAAUCAAGCAUUGAAUGGUGGAGAUUAGCAUAAACUGAUUGCUUCAAGGUACGGCUUAGCUGUAGGAAUAAUGGUUUCCUUCUUUAGAGCUUAUGAUAAAAUUUCUAACGCACAAGAAGAAAAAGUGUCCACACAUUGAGAAGAGAAGUAUAAUGACAUUCCAUAUGAACAACAAGUAAUGAUGGCCAAAUUCUUAUUUUGCCCACAUGCAGCAUUAGUAAGAAAUAUUAUGUUUGAACAUGUACAUCUACAGCAGUCUUUUGUACAACUGCCUGGUAACAUUCAGCUUUGAUGCCAGAAAAGUUUUGGGCAUCAUUGAAUUCUAUGGCAAUACAUCUCUCACUGUCUUUAGCUUCCUCUAAAAUUUCUCUUUUAAUUUCAAAGUAUUUUUCAAUCUUUUUCUUGUGAAGUAAGCGUUCAACUCUGCAGCUGUCAUUAGGACUAUGUUUAAGUUUCCUCUCACACUGUGAACAAUAGUCACACACAUCAUUUUUAGAUUCGCAGAAUGACACUCUACAUUUCUGUGUAAAAAAUUUGAAGUAUGCAUUUUAUUUCAUAGUAAUAGCUUUCCCAUUUUGAUCCUUAAAAUAUUUCCUGAACAUUUUGUAAAGUACUUUAACAUUUAAAUCUGGAUCAUCAAAAUAAUAAUAGAUUUAUGAAUAUAAUAGAAGGAAACAUUCCACGUGGGAAAAAAUAUAUAUAAAAACAAAGAUGAUUUGACUUACCAAACGAAAGCACUGGCACGUCGAUAGACACACAAACAAACACAAACAUACACACAAAAUUCUAGCUUUCGCAACCAAUGGUUGUCUGCUUGUGUCUGUAUAAGGGUGGAUGGAUAUGUGUGUGUGUGUGCGAGUGUAUACCCGUCCUUUUUUCCCCCUAAGGUAAGUCUUUCCGCUCCCGGGAUUGGAAUGACUCCUUACCCUCUCCCUUAAAACCCAAAUCCUUUUGUCUUUCCCUCUCCUUCCCUCUUUCCUGAUGAGGCAACCGUUGGUUGCGAAAGGUAGAAUUUUGUGUUUAUGUUUAUGUUUGUUUGUGUGUCUAUCGACGUGCCAGCGCUUUCAUUUGGUAAGUCAAAUCAUCUUUGUUUUUAAAUAUAAUAAUAGAUUUACUUUGACAGUAAUGACUUCUUUUUUUGUACAGGUGCUUUGUCAUCAACUCCCAUAUAUUUUGACCAAACUCAAUAGCCUGUUAGCAUGAGCACCUUUUGCUUUCUCAAAAGAUUUAUUUAGCACAACUUUCUCCUGAAUGCAGGACACUCUCUUAACACCGACCUUAAGUAAAGUUAAUAAAAAUUGGUGACAAAUUUUGACUUAUGUUCCUUGCAGAUUUAGCCUAUAUGCCAAGACAUGUGAUCAAUUCUUUGCAGUACUUAGAGGUACAGUUUUUGGUUCAUUACUUAUGAUAAAAUUAGCUUGUAUCAUAUGUUAUAUUUAUAUAGACCCACUUAACUAAAACCUUUUGAAUAAUUAUUCUUGAUAUUCCUCAUUUAAAUGUUUCUUCUUGCAAUGUUUGUCUGGCAACAGCCCUUUAUACAUGCAAAUAUGUUUACCAGUGUUAACUUAUUCAAAGCAGUAAUACGCUGUUUGGCUAUAUUUCUUGCUGCUAUUGUAUAUUCAUUAAUCCAAAAUUCUCCCCUUGUUGGUUUUCUUCAACCAGAAUGGACAGACUUGUGCUGUAGGCCAUUUGUUUAUUCAGAAUGUAUGUCUAGAAAGUUACAUGAGUGAACAUAACAUACUCCCAUACUUCUUUUAUGAUAACAAAGCAUCAAAUUUUAAAUUAAAAGCUACUGUACAGUAUCUAUCAUCAUUAUGCAGCAGUAAUAAGCUGUGCAAUCAUUCAGUCAAACUGCUCUCCUGGCCUCUAGAGUCAGCUGGUUGAAUCAUAAAUUGCAGAGAUUAAGAUGAAAGUAUAGUGGAUUAUUUAAACAUGUGGGUGGAAAAAAGGUGCAUAAGCCAUGUACCUUUUUUCCAGUUGCUGUCUCAGUUAUCCUACAGUAUAUACCAACCAAUAAAUGUGAAUAACAAGACAACAGUUAGAAAUGAAUUACUGUUUCUCAUACUUUUCAUUCUCUGUGCUGAAAGAUCAUACAGUCUGUUUCAGUUUGGACUCAAUGUAGAGUGAGGGUCCUAUCUCUUAAUUAAGACAUAAUAGUGGAGAGGUAGUCCCAAUUGAGAAUAUUUUUGGAGUGGAUUUCCACUUGUAAUGUUUUCGUUACUGUUAAGGGAAAGUGCCUGUAAACUUUGGUCAGAGCAGAAGGAUCAAUUUUUCAUAUGGCCAAAUUCUUAUUUUGCCCACACGCAGCAUUAGUAAGACAUAUUAUGUUUGAACAUGUACAUCUACAGCAUUAUGCAGCAUGCAGAUUUUCAUCAAUUUUUCAUAUAAUUUUCUAUUUUCCAUAUAAUUUUGGGGCAGUGUGUCUCACACAAAAAAAUUCAAUGUCUAAUGUUUACAUAAAUGACUGGUUUAUGUGUAUACAGAGUAAAGUUGAUGACUUUCUUGACAACUGAAUUGUACUUACAUCACUGCUGACUGUGACUUUGCUUUUAUUUCUUUUUUUGUUAUUAUUACAAGAAAGACCAAAUUUUUACAUUAGCAGAUAUCAUAACAUUGAGCAACCUUUAUCCAUGUCUCAGAUUUAUAUGAUUAAAGUGAAAACUGCUGCAAUAAAACCAAACUAGAAGAUUUUAUUGAUGAAAAUGAGUGCUACACUACAGGCAUUAAAGCAAUAUUUAUUUAAAUGUAAGGGCAGCCAAUAAAAGUGUAGGAAGUUUGAACACUUGCUGCACAGUCAGCAGCAGACACAGGCAAGUGCAGAGAACAUGAAGCACAUCAUCAUUUUGUUAAGGAGCCUUGUAGCCUUCAUAGUUCCUAAAAAAUCAUUAGAGCUGAACUCUGUCCAUUCAUUGAAGAGUAUAUUUGAAUGUGUUCUUUUAUGAGCAAAACUUUUUACCUUCAAGCACAUUUCAAAUACAGCCCUUAGGUAUCCUGUGCAAAUUUUUCAGCUUAUUUUCUAUAUAGUCCACACCACGUCUCCAGUCUUGCAGAUGACUAUGCAGGUUACAUUUACAUAGUUAUUGUUGGUUGUUUUAUCAAUCUGUUAUCAGUUGUUUGUUAUGGGAAUGGUGCCAUCUUGACAUGAGACUAUACUUUCAGCACUGUCUUCAGUGCGGUCUGACUUGCUUUAUUUAUAUUGUAAUGUCAUUCAGUUUCUUCCUUCUUGAUUUUACACUUUCACAUUUCAUGUACAAUAUCUGAAGAAGGCCAUAAGCCAAAAAUUUUAUGUAACUAUAAAUUAAAUAAAUUAAAGGUUUUAUAUAGACAGAAAUUGGAAUAAAGUGCAGAAAUGGAUCAUAUUUCCUCCAUUGACAAUAAGCUGUUAGUUACAAAUGAACUUCAAAUGUUGAAACUGUUCAUGAGUUUUGUGUUCUUUAAAGAUGACAGUUUUGACCUUUCAUAAGAAUAUUUUGUCAUGUAAUUGUAGUGAAAAAUCAAUUGCAACCCUGUAUAUUUGUGUAACACUGGCACAAAAAUAAAUGAAAUGGAAACAAAUUUGUUUAAAUUUUUUGCUAAAAGUAGCUGCCCACUUAUCUGGUUACAGAUAAUAAAUAAUAUAUAUCCACAUUCCCUGUGGCAGAAAAUUAAUCAGUGGUAAGAAUUUGCAUUGUGCUGGUGAAGAGAUUUUGCAUAAAAUUUAAACAAACAUGUUGUGCUUUGUGUACCUUAUGCCAUUUCAUAAUUGACCUACAAAUGAAAUGAAAUCAAAAUUAUCUGAAGCUCAUUUAAGACAAAAGUAUUCCCAAGGUAAACUGAUUUAAAAGAACUCAAAAUGUUUAUAUGUUUGCAAAAAUAUUUUCUUAAAUUGUUGUAAUGUCUCUUUCAACCUUUUUUUAUAUUGUUGUAAACUGCUUCAUGUCACAAACUUUUUAAAUAUAUUUUGAUAAAGAUAAUAAUACAUUCAGAAGUACAUAUAACUUUAAUUUGUCCUUCAAAUUGUUCAAGUCUAACUGAAAAGCAAAGAAAGAAAAAAUUGUCACAGAAAUAAAUUUGAUCCUAUUGCCAAACUUUCUCAGCUUGUCAGACAUAGUCUUGUCAUUCAGAACCAAAUGCGGUCUUUGUUUUUACCCAAUUUUCAUGUAUUUUGCUAUUGGAAAAGAAUAUGUAAUUGUAUAAUAUCUACAGGAUCCCAGCCAGUCUUAGAAUUUCCAAACUGAAGAAAGAAUAACAGUGAUAGCAGAAAAAAUAAUAUAGGUGGAGGUUAAUUUACAUGCUCCAGUUUUCAAUAAUUUCACAGCAGUGCUGAGAUGAAUAUCUUUACUCAUUUGAAACGAAUGUAAGUCAUUUGAAUGAAGGCAAUGGAUACUGUGUAAGGCAUAUAUUGCAGAAAAUGUGUUAAGCAUGUUGUUACUGUCUUGUUGUCUAUACCAAUUGUACUUGCAUUUUAUGUGUGAAUAACUCUUUUAUAUGUAAGUUUGAUGUGGAAAAGAAUAUAACAUAAUUGUUAAACCUGAAGGAAUAAAGAUGUGUAUUUAUAAUAGAGAAAAUUGCUACAGAAUUAUUUAUGUGGAGUUUAAGUCACAACAGCAGUAAGUAUUAGAUUACUUUAAUUGAAUUUUUUUACAAUUCUUGUUCUUCUAUAACCAGUUUUUUUCGGAUAAGUUUGCACAUCUCCUUCUGUUGUAGUGAACACAAAGGUGAUGGAAAAAUCAAAGAACAGAAAAAAUAAGUUCAAAAAUUUUAUUUCAUUAUGUCCAGCAUUAUAAGUGUUUUUUCAUCCUUCUCCUUUAUUUAUUUGUAAUCUAUGGAAUCUUUCCUGUUUUUACAGAUCACAGGAAUUCCAGUAAGAAAGAUGAUGUUAAUAUAUAUAGAAGUGUAGAGUCUAUUGAGCAUAUUAUAAAAUGUUUGUUGUUGGCAAAAUUGUAUCUUUAUAAAAUAUGUUAUGAAACCAUUAAAUAUUCUUAAGAUAAUGUUGCUGGUGAUGCUUUAUGUACAAGUAUAUAUACAUGAAAAUGAUUCACAUAAAAAUGCAAACUAUUGUCUACAUGCAAAAGACAAUAGUUGUAUUUUCUUUCAUAGUUAGUGAUUAGGCAAUAGAUAUUGCAUACAAAUGUCGGAAUGACCAGUGGCAACAGUUGCAAAACCAAGCAAGUAAUCUUAAGUGACUUGAAAUACUCCAUGAGUGUAUUUGAAUUACCAAAAGAACUAAGCAGCUAAAAAUCAUGAAAAACAAUAAAUGAGUAGCAUUAUUUGCAGGAAAUAAAACAUUUCUGUUGGACUUGUUUCUUUUCUUAUUUUCUUAUUUUUUAAGUAUUUGUAAGUGCAUGUAACAGGUGUAAUUUAAAUAAAAUUCAUUCAACUGGUUGUAAGUUUUGCAAAGCCACAUGUCUGAAAGUGGUUACCAUCUGUUAACAAAAUGCAUUAUUUGCAGUACAAAUAGAGCUCCUUCUUACGUACUUGUGUCAUGUGCACUAUUUUUGGAACAGUUAGCUGCAGUAGUUUCGCUCAUACAAUAAUGAGAUACCUCAUCGCACAUGGGCAGUAGUUCCAACCAACAUUUCUGUUUGUACUAAGAUGUCUUUUACUGUGCCUGUAAUACUUGUUCAUGAAGGAAUCUCCGUAUGUUGACCGUUGAUGUAGUUAUCAGUGAAAGUUGUACUGAUUUUACUGAUAUAUAUAUAUGUAUGAAAAAUAUGAUUGUAAGGUACUUGUAUGUAUGAGUGUGAUCUUUCAAGCUUUCUCUGUAAAACAUAAUCUGCAGGUUUUUGGUUUGCAGCUUCAUGUAACGAUAAUGUUAACUUGGCUGAAAACUUGCACAUCUGGAGUUUAUAUAUUAGAAUGUCUAUGUGCAGAAAUACUUAAAAAAAGUCAAUUAUAAGCACAGCUGACUGAAGACACUGUAUUAAUAUUUUUAAUUUCAAUUUCAACCCUCUGAUAUAAUGUAAAAUUAAUAUAUAAUUGCUCAUUAUUUAGUUACCAGACUAACAGUUGAGCUGUUUAGAUUCUUUGAAUGCACUAUUUUGAAAUGUGUAUGCCUGCAAGAACAGUGAUGUGUUUUACUUUGCUGUAUAUAUGGUAAUUCUGGCCAUAACUGUGCAUCAUUAUUAGUUGAAGAAUAAAAACCUGUUUGAGAAUGAUUGUGAAAGAUAUUUGUUGUUUCCAACUGCUGAAAAGUACAGCACUUUUUACAGCUGAAUUGAUCAUAACAUGGACAUUGUUAUGAUUUAUGUAAAUUUGUCCAUAUGAAUAUAUAGAUAUGAAGUCACAAA